CGGUUUUUCAAAAACGAAACACCACCAACAUCAACCACCACCCGCGACAAGACAACAAGACAAUCGCAGACACUCAAGAUGACAGCCGCGCAGGCUUCGACACCGGGAGAGGAUUCAAACAACAGUACCGCAAUGUCCACCUCUCAAAAGGGGAAAACCAAAGAGCCUGAGCUCAUGACAAGCCUGUCGACAAACGACGCUGGCGUUCUUGCGCGCGCAUAUCUGCAAGCAGCAACAGACGAGUACAACAACCUUUUGGGGGACGCUCAGCUAGGCCCCGACUCAGACUACCAAACCUCUGUUGAGCAGAUCAAAACAAUCGCCGCCAAGUACAAGCUCAAAGCCUUUCCUCUGUCACCGAAAUCUGAGGCACAGCAAUACGUCAAGAGCUUGCUGGAGAAGCCCUUCACCGACAACAUCAAGGACCUGCUCCAGCAAGUCCGCAGUGUGCUGGAUGAAACGACGCCGACGCCACAGGUGACCUUGAGGGUUGCAAAAGGGUUCCUGAAGAAGCUUGACAACGUGACACGCAAAGGGCUGUCCGAAGAGCAACGGCAGUUUCGACAAGAUUUGGAGUCAAGCGUAACCCCCAGCAGCGCUGCCAAGGAGAAGGAGAAGAACAAGGAUUCGGCCCACAGAACAGUCUAUGCGCAGCCGUUCUCUGCCGAGCUUCUCUGCCCCAACUGGCACCUGCACAACGAGGGGUUUCAACGGGCAGUCGAUCAGGGCACAAAGAGGGGCUUUUCUGGCGUAUUUUGCACGCCAGAGACGCGGUUCAACGACCGCAUGAAGAUACCUCUGCUCAAGGCUUGUGGUGAUGCAAAAGUGGACGUCAAGAGCCAUGCAUCAUUUGAGGCCGACACCGCUGUUGUCGCCGACUAUGUUGUGCGUCUGAUGUCAAACCUUGACUUCUACCCGCUGUUGCUUGAGCUCAAGACCGAUGGCAGCCAGCCGACGCAGGAUGCUGCCAAGGCGCAGGUGCUGGAGUACGCAUCACGGGCCAUCAAGUCUGCGGGGCCGCAAUGGCGUAAGUUGAAGGGGUAUUUGUUUCCCUUUGCCAUCACCGUCUGCGGGCAGAACGUGUCCGUGUACGCGUGCACGCUGGGCGAUGAGGUGCACGGCAAGGAGGCCUUUCCCAGCGUCCUCCACACAAAACUUUGCGACACCAAAUUGGAGAAACUCGGGAAUGUCAUUGAGUGGCUGCUUGACAAAGAGCACAUGGCGCAUUACGAGAAUAUUGCCGCCAUUGCCCAGGGAAAAGGGAGCGGUCUCACCUCCAUUCUGGAGCACAGAGUCUGCAAUGUGUCAUCUACAGCUGACGGUGGUGCGCGCAACAACAGUGGCAACGGCGACACCAACGACAGCGCUGAUGGGGAUGUGCAGAAUGAGGAAGAGCGCGACAAGGCAGCCACGCAGACCGACACAGCAGACAACGGCAAGGAGGGGCAUCAGCGUCAGCAGCUUGCGGUCACCAAAGCAGCACGGGCGAGGUCUGCCAAAGUUGCCACGACAUACGAAAUGUGCGUCUACAAAGGCGAUGAGGAUACGGUCACGGUUGCAUUGGUGAACGGCGAGGUGUUGAAGGUGUGCGGCGGCCACGAGAUUGGCGCUGCCAAGGAGGCUAGCAACGAACGGAAAGGCUGGCAACACGUCUAUCCAGAGGAAACGGUGAAAGUGCACGAGCGGUCACGCCCCGUGUUUGCCUGUCCCGACCUAUCGAAGCAUAUAACGGGCGCGGGCACCGACGGCAAGAAGGCGCUUCUUGGCACGGGCAUCAAGGACGAAGCGGGGCUUGCGGCCGCUGCUGAGUACCUCCUCCGCUUGUCGGAACGGGAUCUAUGUCACCGUGACAUUCGCUCGCACAACAUCCUGCGCAACGGCUGCAUCGUCGACUUUGGUUUCCUCUGCAAGGCUCGCUCGCGGGAUGAAGCACAGGCCCCCCCUUCGUCGCUUCCCGAAUCUUACUCCACGCGGCUGCGGGAGCGCCCUCGCAAGUGGCUGCUGCAUCACGACGCAGAAGCGAUUCCUGCAGACGUUGUUCUGGAUUGGGAAUCGCUGCUGUUUGCAUACGUAUUCUCCUCCACUUCUCUCUCUGAUGCCAUGUACCGGUUGCUUGAGGGCAAGGCGUUCCUGUUGCAGUGGCUGGAGGCCAAGUUGGCCAAGUUGGACAAGGACGAGAAGCAGGCGACAGCAGCUCUGCAGGACAAGAGCGACUACGACAAGAAGAAGGAGACAGCAGCGCUGCAGGACAAGAGCGACGACGACAAGAAGAAGGAGGAGACAGCAAAGCUGCUGCGCAACAUUAUGCAGCACAUUGCUUGCGCGUACUUCUAAAUGGAGUGCGCUGCGUGUGUUUGUGUGUGUGCGUGUGGG
Messenger RNA from Salpingoeca rosetta, 2373 nucleotides. RefSeq names its product kinase subdomain-containing protein. The record is from RefSeq and is a predicted model, not a curated record. NCBI's taxonomy places the organism in Eukaryota, Choanoflagellata, Craspedida, Salpingoecidae. The transcript has 7 exons. Bases 79 to 2334 code for a protein of 751 amino acids.